This is a messenger RNA of Staurois parvus, 741 nucleotides long. NCBI's taxonomy places the organism in Eukaryota, Metazoa, Chordata, Amphibia, Anura, Ranidae. The record is from the annotation of a GenBank genome assembly.
UGUCCUCGGAGCUCGUCCCCGCUCCUGGCAUGUCUAUGUACUGAGCUCCCAGCUCUGCAGUCCGGUCUGCGGGUGUGGCCUGUCCUUACAGCGCCUCCCCUUUCCUGGCAUGUGUCCAUAGUGUGCUCCCUGCUCUACAGUCCGGUCCUAUCUGCUGUAUGUCCGCAGUCUCUGGUCAUCUCCUGUACUGUGUCCGCAGUCUCUGGUCAUCCCCUGUACUAUGUCCGCAGUCUCUGGUCAUCCCCUGUACUGUGUCCGCAGUCUCUGGUCAUCCCCUGUACUAUGUCCGCAGUCUCUGGUCAUCCCCUGUACUGUGUCCGCAGUCUCUGGUCAUCUCCUGUACUAUGUCCGCAGUCUCUGGUCAUCCCCUGUACUGUGUCCGCAGUCUCUGGUCAUCCCCUGUACUGUGUCCGCAGUCUCUGGUCAUCCCCUGUACUGUGUCCGCAGUCUCUGGUCAUCCCCUGUACUGUGUCCGCAGUCUCUGGUCAUCUCCUGUACUGUGUCCGCAGUCUCUGGUCAUCCCCUGUACUGUGUCCGCAGUCUCUGGUCAUCUCCUGUACUGUCCGCAGUCUCUGGUCAUCCCCUGUACUGUGUCCGCAGUCUCUGGUCAUCCCCUGUACUGUGUCCGCAGUCUCUGGUCAUCCCCUGUACUGUGUCCGCAGUCUCUGGUCAUCCCCUGUACUGUGUCCGCAGUCUCUGGUCAUCCCCUGUACUGUGUCCGCAGUCUCUGGUCAUCUCCUG